AUGAGCACUCCUGCUGUACCGAUCGAUCCGGCCAGGGCAGCGGAAAACCGAACGGCCCAGAUCGUGGGUGUCACCACUGCGUUCAACGUGGUAGCGCUACUGAUUACGAUCUUGAGGACGUACACGCGGGUUUUUGUUGUACAUUCGUUUGGCCCGCACGAUGCCUUUAUGAUUCUCGCCGCGCUUUGCUCUCUCCUGGGCGGAACAGUCACGAUGUUUAUGCAGAUUCCAUACGGACUCGGCCACCACUCCGAUACACUCUCUUAUCCCGACCGAAUUCAGAUAUCGAAACUGAGCUUCGUACAAUCCAUGGUGCCUCUCAUUGGCGGGCUAGGCUUUCUCAAGGUCGCCAUUGCCUUUGAGCUGAGGAAGCUGAGGAGUAAUUCGUGGGCGUGGUACAAUAUCUUGCUCUGGUGCCUGAUCGCAUUCGUAACUGCAUACACCAUCAUGGCCUGGAUGACCUUCUUCCUCUAUUGCAGUCCCAUCGAGAGGAUAUGGAACUUCAUGAUGGAGGGCAAAUGUUAUGACAUCCACCUGUUCGUCAAAUUUGGCCUUAUCAACACAGGUUUCAACAUUUUUACCGACGUCGCCUUUGCCACCUUGCCCAUCCCCGUCGUUUGGACUCUUAAGAUGCCUCGCAAGACUCGUCUCUAUGUUAUUGCUGUCCUGAGUCUUGGUUAUUGCGCUGUUGCCAUGGGUGUGGUCAAGGCCACGCAUCAAAUUCGUCUCACAAUGAUGACUGACACCACAUAUACUUACGACAUCCAAUUUUGGGGCUUGCUCCAACUCAACAUUGGAAUCAUCGCCGCCUGCGCACCAUCUCUGAAGCCGUUACUGAAGUCUGUCCUAAACCUCAAGAGCUUGACUCCUCGAUAUGGAUACACGAAUUCGCAAAGCUACCACAACCAAAAAAGCAAAAGAAGGACAGCACUCUACACCAUAGGCGGAAGCGCCGCCCAGGGGUACACCAAGCAGACCAGCAAAAACGACAACCUUGACGAUUUCGAACUCAAAUCCAAUUAUCGCUGUACGAGUAGCGCCAACCAAGGCACCUCUUACACCGCGACCGUCGCGGGUAGAGACGACUCGAGCUCAACGGGUGGCGGCCAAGGAGGGAAAGACGAAGAGGCAAGGAGGUCCAAUAGCGAAGACAUCAUCCUUCCCAUUGAAGGUGGGAAGAUUGUCCGCACGACGGAGGUAUCUGUUACGUACUAG
Molecule: messenger RNA, 1215 nt
Organism: Clonostachys byssicola
Lineage: Eukaryota; Fungi; Ascomycota; Sordariomycetes; Hypocreales; Bionectriaceae
Source: the annotation of a GenBank genome assembly